This is a messenger RNA of Ambispora gerdemannii, 240 nucleotides long. The record is from the annotation of a GenBank genome assembly. Lineage: Eukaryota; Fungi; Glomeromycota; Glomeromycetes; Archaeosporales; Ambisporaceae.
AUGAAAGAACAUGCAAAACAAUACAAAAAGCUGAAUUCUUAUCUUGUGUCUUCAGGAAAACUUGUGCUGGAGAAUGAAGAUCUUACAUUAUCUUCAGAAAAGAAAGUUGAAAAUGAAGCACAAUCAGAUAGUGCACUAGUAAUAAAGCAAUGGAUCAGUGAACUCAAUAUGAUAUGCAAUUUAACAAAAUCAGCAACAUCGAAUGCCAAAUGGGGUGCACCAUAUUAUAAUAAUUUGUAA